Musa acuminata AAA Group (dessert banana) is the source of this 1584-nucleotide messenger RNA. Its product is annotated as nudix hydrolase 15, mitochondrial. Gene Ontology annotation, molecular function: coenzyme A diphosphatase activity. Gene Ontology annotation, biological process: coenzyme A catabolic process. The record is from RefSeq and is a predicted model, not a curated record. Bases 459 to 1232 code for a protein of 257 amino acids. The transcript has 5 exons. NCBI's taxonomy places the organism in Eukaryota, Viridiplantae, Streptophyta, Magnoliopsida, Zingiberales, Musaceae.
ACUCAUUUGGCUGGGUUUAGUGAUGGAUGUGAUGAUCUGUCACAAACUAUCGCUAGUUGAUGAAACAUUGCCAGCACUCUGUCAAGUGAUGCUGAUUAGGUGAUGGCAGACACGGAAGCCAAUAACUUUGUCUAUGUUACCUUCGAACACCGAUCCUAAUGCCGCAUGAAUCAUCAAAGACAUCAGUGUAUGGCACGUACACGUACUGCUUAAUUUUAACCCAUCAACUUGGACUCCAGUCACGCCGGCAGUGUCAUCCACCUUUCAAGCACCGAGUCGUGUUACCGAACGAAUCGCCCGAUCCCUACUUUCGACUCGGAACGAGUUGGACGUCGAACCGACUCAAGCCUCUCUCUUUUUAUUGGACGACAGCGAUGGCGUGACUCCCGAAAUCGCGCUGUGGCUACAUACCGACGCGGACUCGCGCCACGCCAACACGCCCCUCUCGAGCCCAACCGAUGGACUCGGCUCACGGCCUCGGCGAGCUAAUCGAGCGGCUCCGCCUCUACGAGGCCCCGCACCCGUCCGACGACGGCGGCGGCGACGGGGAAGACGUCGACGAGAGAGGGAAGGUCUUCUCCUCGCUGGGACUCGCCGAGACUGCCGCGGCCGCAGCCGAUGCCCCCCGCCUGGAGAGAUUCCGGCCCAAGAGGGCAGCCGUCCUGAUUUGCCUAUUCGAGGGUGAUCCAGGCGAGCUCCGGGUCAUCCUCACCAAGCGCUCCUCCAACCUGUCCACCCACUCCGGUGAGGUGUCCUUGCCUGGGGGCAAAGCAGAAGAAGGCGACAAGGAUGACGCCGACACCGCAACGCGGGAGGCCAAGGAAGAAAUAGGACUGGACCCAUCGCUCGUCACGGUCGUUGCCCUUUUGGAGCCAUUCUUGUCCCGGCAUCUUCUCAGAGUAGUUCCUGUAGUCGGGAUACUUUCCGACAAACAAGCAUUCAAGCCAAAACUUAAUGCUAAUGAAGUGGAAACAAUUUUUGAUGCACCCUUAGAGAUGUUCCUCAAGGAUCAAAACAGAAGGUCCGAGGAGCGAGAGUGGAUGGGGGAGAAAUUUCUUGUUCAUUUCUUCAACUUUGAAACUGGGAACAAGAAGUUUGUCAUAUGGGGUUUAACUGCAAGUAUCUUGAUUCAUGCUGCAUCGAUUGUUUACCAGCGGCCACCUUCUUUCCCUGAGCAAAAGCCCAAAUACAGAAUUCCUCACUACAUUAAGGGGAAUUGCACAAUGCCAUGAAUAAAUUCACAUUGUUAUGUAGAAGCUUCUUUGAACAUCAUUGUGGCCUUUUGGAAGGUGUUGUCUGCACUCCUUCAGAUGCGUCCGCUGGUUGGGAAGAGUGGGAACCGGUUAAUUUGUUAAAGAUCUACACAAGCGAUUCUUCGAGAACUGGACUAUAUAUAUAUAUAUAUAUAUGUAUGUAUUUAGGAAUUGAACCUCAAAUGCUUACAGAGCUUAGAGAAUUAGCUGCUUGCAUUGCAACCAGAUGGAUCCAUUCGUUUGGAUGAAUAGUUCUGCUUGUGAUGCUGUAGCAGCUAUAAGAUGUAAGUCCACAAUCAAUAAGAUGCAAGUUACACAAGUAUUUGGUCCA